Molecule: messenger RNA, 369 nt
Organism: Jaculus jaculus (lesser Egyptian jerboa)
Lineage: Eukaryota; Metazoa; Chordata; Mammalia; Rodentia; Dipodidae
Product: protein POLR1D-like
Exons: 1
Coding region: 1-369 (122 amino acids)
Source: RefSeq, a predicted model, not a curated record
AUGGAAGAGGGCCAGGAACUGGAGAAUAAAGCAGUAGAAGAACUGCUAAAGGGGGGAGGGGGAAAGGGCAAGCGUGGGAAAACUAGAGCGGAAACAAUGAGACCUACUGGCCAGAGGAAGUAUCCUCUCGCUGGUACCAAUAGAAAAUUCCUAAUUAACAUAAUUAAGAGCACAGUGCUCGCUGCUCAUAAAGAGCAAGAGCAUGAACAAUCGGAGGACAGUAAGGAGCCCAUGAAAAUCCAGGACCAGAAGGAAGUGAACCCCAAGAAGCUCAUAAGCCACCCCAACAAGCACAGUGUGCACCCAGCCCGAGGUAGGGUGGGCUACACGUCCCCCAAGGAAACGGGUCUCCCCAUGGGACAGGUGUGA